Molecule: messenger RNA, 3611 nt
Organism: Balaenoptera acutorostrata (minke whale)
Lineage: Eukaryota; Metazoa; Chordata; Mammalia; Artiodactyla; Balaenopteridae
Gene: PTPN22
Product: protein tyrosine phosphatase non-receptor type 22
Exons: 21
Coding region: 102-2507 (801 amino acids)
Biological process (GO): negative regulation of T cell activation; positive regulation of protein K63-linked ubiquitination; positive regulation of ERK1 and ERK2 cascade
Cellular component (GO): cytoplasm; nucleus
Molecular function (GO): non-membrane spanning protein tyrosine phosphatase activity
Source: RefSeq, a predicted model, not a curated record
UCAGGCGGCAGCAGUGGCUUCUCAGUGCUGUCUCGGCCAUGACACACAUCUAAUAUGCCCUCCCUUAACCCACUUGUAGACUGUCUGUCUUGCCCUGCAGCAUGGACCAAAGAGAGAUUCUGCAGAAGUUCCUGGAUGAGGCCCAAACCAAGAAAAGUAACAAAGAGGAGUUUGCCAAUGAAUUUCUGACGCUGAAAAGACUAUCCACCCAGUAUAAGGCAGAUAAAACCUAUCCCACAACUGAGGCUGAGAGGCCCAAGAAUAUCAAGAAAAACAGAUAUAAGGAUAUCUUGCCCUAUGACCACAGUCGAGUAGAACUGUCCAUGAUAACCUCUGAUGAGGAUUCCAGCUACAUCAAUGCCAACUUCGUUAAGGGAGUUUAUGGACCCAAGGCUUAUAUUGCCACCCAGGGACCUUUGCCUACAACUGUCCUGGACUUCUGGAGGAUGAUUUGGGAAUACAGCGUCCUGAUCAUUGUUAUGGCAUGCAUGGAGUUUGAAAUGGGGAAGAAAAAAUGUGAGCGCUACUGGGCUGAGCCAGGAGAAAUGCAACUGCAACUUGGCCCUUUCUCCAUAUCCUGUGAAGCUGAAAAUAAAAAAUCAGAUUAUACAAUCAGGACUCUACAAGCCAAGUUCAAUAGUGAAACUCGAACCAUCUACCAGUUCCAUUACAAGAACUGGCCAGACCACGAUGUGCCUUCAUCUAUAGACCCUAUUCUUGAGCUCAUCUGGGAUGUGCGUUGUUACCAAGAGGAUAACAGUGUUCCCAUAUGCAUUCACUGCAGUGCUGGUUGUGGAAGGACUGGUGUUAUCUGUGCUAUUGAUUAUAUGUGGAUGUUGCUAAAAGAUGGGAUAAUUCCUGAGAACUUCAGUGUUUUUAGUUUGAUCCAGGAAAUGCGAACACAGAGGCCUUCAUUAGUUCAAACUCAGGAACAGUAUGAACUGGUCUACAAUGCUGUAUUAGAACUAUUUAAGAGACAGAUGGAUGUUAUCAGGGAUAAACACUCUGGAACAGAGAUUCAAGCAAAGUAUUCAGUUUCUAAGCAAAAUCCUAAUCAAGAAGCAGAUUCUUAUUCUCCUAAUUUACCAAAAAGCAUCAUAAAAGAAGCAAAAGUGAUGAACCAACAGAGCAAAGGAAGAAUAAGGGUGAAAAGUGCAGAAGCUUCUUCCUUUGACCUCAGGAUUUCUGAAAUAAGUAAAAAGGAAGGGUUAGUCAUGCACCCUUCUAAACAGAGCAGUUCUUUAGAGUUUUUGGAGCUAAAUUGUGGUUGUAACAAAAAUGCUGACACAACCAUGAAAUGGGAGAGAAAGGUAUUCCCAAUAGCUGGGGAGCCUCUUCAGAAGCAUCAAAGUUUGGACUUGAGCUCCAUUUUGUUUGGAGCACGUCCUAACUCUAAACCUGUAAAUGCAGCAGGAAGAUGUUUUAAUUUAAAGGGGCCAAUAAUGCGGACCAAAUCAACUCCCUUUGAAUUGAUGCAACAGAGAGACACCAAAGAGUUGGACGUCGAGGAAAAUUUUUAUUUGGAAUCUCACCCACACAAUUCUUGUCUUGAGCAGGCUCAAAAAGUGAUGCAUGUUUCUUCAGCAGAAGUGAAUUAUUCACCAUCAUAUGACUCUAAGCAUCAAAUGUGCAAUGCCUCUAAUGCAAAGCAGCAUGACUCUGGUGCUUUUAAAGUACUUUCUUACAUGUCUUUAGUAGAAGAUCCUUAUUAUUCAUCAUUGUCUCCAAGUAGUGCUGGUUCUAAGAUGUCUCUUGAUUUACCUGAGAAGCAAGAUGAAACUGUUUUACCUUGUUCUUCACUGCCAAAAUCUUCUACAACCCUCUUUCCUUAUUACAAUUCACGUGAUUCUUUAGCACUGAAUCCUCCGACCAAUUUCCCCCCACCACUGACCCAAGAGACAGCAGUAGUAGCAACUUCUCCAAGAAUAAAUGAUGAAAUUCCCCCUCCACUUCCUGAACGGACACCUGAAUCUUUUAUUGUGGUAGAGGAAGCUGGAGAAUUUCCCCUGGAUGUUCCCAAAUCUUCAUCUUCAGCUGUGAAGGUAAAAAUUGGAACAUCACUAGAAUGUAGUAGAACAUCUGAAUCAAAGAAAUUUGAUGAUUUGAGUGUAAAACCCCAGAGUCCCAAAUCAGAUCGACACCAAGAUCGUUCUUCUUCCCUGCCACCUCCACUGCCAGAAAGAACCUUAGAGUCCUUCCUUGUUGCUGAUGAAGAUUGUAUGCAGGCUCAACCUAUAGAGACUUAUUCUGCUAGCUGUCCUAACACCAUGGAAAAUUCAACAUCUUCAAAACAGACAUUGAAGACUCCUGGAAAAUGUUUCACAAGGAGUAAGAGUUUGAAAAUUUUGCGAAACAUGAAAAAGAGUAUCUGUAAUUCUUCCCCAUCAAACAAGCCUGCAGACUCUGUUCAGUCAAAUAACUCCAGCUCCUUUUUGAAUUUUGGUUUUGCAAAUCGUUUUUCAAAACCCAAAGGACCAAGGAACCCACCAUCAACUUGGAAUAUUUAACACAACUUUGGAAAAUCAGCCGCAAGUGAAUCUGCAAAUGAAACUACUAGAAUACUGCUAGCUAGAAUAAGGGCUGUAUAUUCAUAAUAUCUACCAUGAAGAUAUGGUAAUGUGUUAAUAGCUUUUAAAAGCAAUAUGCAAAUAAAUGUCAGAAGUUUUACAUUUUCAUCUCAUUUACACUGGGUUGGAAAGCACAAAUAGGAGUUUGUCAUUUAAGCUAUGUAUAGAGAAUGCUGUAUGAGAAAGUUUUACAAUGGACUUAUUUUUCAUUUUUGGAAGUUAUUUUUAGUCUACUUUACUUUCCUACAUAAAUAUAAACUUUAAAAGAUUUGUAAAAAUUGCAUCUCAAUUAAAUGUCUAUAUUGUCAGAAGUUACCAUAAAAAAUGUUUUGAAAAAUCUUACCUUGUGGUUAUAGUACAAAAUUAUUGCUUGUGACAAUGACUAUUCCCUGGGAAUUAUUUUUGCCUAAAUGGAGUAUACAUCUUUCCAAGUGUCGUGGGAAACAAGAGUAGUAAGAAAAAGAAGUUAUAUUUAAAGAGAAUACAAUAUAUAUGUAAUGACAGUAAUCAGUUUUUCGUUUGGAUAUACCAAAUAACAAGAUGUUCAAGCACAUUCCUGACAAGCUUUAGCCAAUGUUAUUCAGUUACCAAAUCUAGAAGAAUAAUCAACAAAGUAGCUAUCUUUUGGUGGCAGUUUUUUUCAUUUCAAAGGUCCUAUAUAAACAUGUACAAUUUAUAUCCAACUAACUAGAGGUACUACUAGUUAAACAUUUUUUUCUAUAUGAAUAUGGAUCUGCCUUAUCUUAAAGUUGAUCUUUCAAAUCUAAUUUUAUGUAACAAAUAUGUUAGUGGGUAAUUAUUACAAAGGAUUUCUCUGACUUAUCCUAAUGACUUCACUUAAAGAGUUCAUAACUUUCUAAAAAAUGAAAUACUUAAACAGCAUUCGUUCUUCAAUAUUUUUCAUUAGGAAUCCCAAUGAAGGCACACACUGGAUGAAAUAUUACCUGUUUAUUGUAGUGUAGUGUACACAAGAAGUGCUCAAUAAACUUUUUGGUUUUUAAACUAACUUUAUAGUGUUCAUCGAGCUGAGUACUUUUCCAGGCA